This is a messenger RNA of Aspergillus wentii DTO 134E9, 1191 nucleotides long. Its product is annotated as O-methyltransferase. The coding region runs from base 1 to 1191 and encodes 396 amino acids. NCBI's taxonomy places the organism in Eukaryota, Fungi, Ascomycota, Eurotiomycetes, Eurotiales, Aspergillaceae. The transcript has 5 exons. The record is from RefSeq and is a predicted model, not a curated record. Gene Ontology annotation, molecular function: O-methyltransferase activity.
AUGGGAAGCAUUUCAAAUGGAGCAAUCCAACAUGACUUGGAUCAACUGGUCGCUUCCGCCAAUGAAUACCAGAAGGAUUUGUCCGAUGAAGGCAGGUAUGACUUGAUGCUCAAGGCAAUUCGUCUCCUUCAGACCAUCCGCGGUCCGGCUGAUAUGCUCUUUGCACAGUUUGAGAAUAUAUCAAAUAUCGGAUCCAUUCGAGCCCUUCUGGAAGCGGGUGUUUUCCAUGCCAUUCCCACCGGCGGAAAGAGUAUCUCUGCCGCGGAGAUUUCUGCAAAGACUGGAGUGGACAAGGAGUUGAUUGUCCGUCAUAUGCGUGCUGCUGCUCCCCACGGACCAUUCAAAGAAACAGGGGAGGAGCAGUAUGCCCAUACGCCCUUUUCGGAAAUCUAUCUCGCGCCUCAAAUGAUGGCCGUCUUCAAAUUCAUGAUCGACGAAUUCGCCGCCCCAAAGCUCAGAAACCACGAGUAUCUGCGCCAGAAAAACUGGAAAAAUGAGAUUGGUCUGCGUAGUAACCCAUACACACUCGUGCACAACUGCGAGGGAAAGACCAUGUUUGAGCAUGUCGCUGAAUACCCCGACCGACUCAGCCUGUGCAACGAUGCCAUGAUGGCGUCGGAUUCGUCCUUGGUCACUGUCGGUCUGUACCCUUUUGCAGAAGAACUGGGCGAUCUGGCAAGUGAUGAUACGGUCACUCUCGUCGAUGUUGGAGGAGGUCGAGGCCAUGCCACUCGGCAGAUGAAAGAGAGUGCUCCGGGCCUCAAAGGGAGGUGGAUUCUUCAAGAUCAGGCACAUGUCAUCAAGGAUAAUGGGGGGGAAAUCAAGUCUCAUGGGAUAGAACCUAUGGCUCAUGACUUUUUUACUCCGCAGCCAGUCAAGGGAGCCCUGGUCUACUAUAUUCGACGCUGUCUCCACGACUGGCCAGAUGAGGAGUGUCAGCAAAUCCUGCAGAAUCUGGCUGCAUCUAUGGAUCGAGAAAAGUCUCGAGUACUGAUCACUGAAUAUAUUGUCCCCGAAGUAGGCAGCACGAUGUUCUCGGCGUGGAUGGAUCAGACAAUGAUGACCUUUGGUGGUCUGGAACGUACGGAGAAGGACUGGGCUCGUUUGCUGGAUAUUUCAGGAUUGCACUUAGUCAAGAUUUGGAGAACGCCGGGAGUGCCAGUCGGUGUUGUCGAGGGGAGGUUAAAGUGA